This is a messenger RNA of Dermatophagoides farinae (American house dust mite), 1022 nucleotides long. Lineage: Eukaryota; Metazoa; Arthropoda; Arachnida; Sarcoptiformes; Pyroglyphidae. The record is from RefSeq and is a predicted model, not a curated record.
ACCAUUUUGAUUAUAGAAAGGAAACGCAUUUGUUUGUUGAGAAACACUUUCCGCAAGUUGUUGGCGAAUUAAGAGCAAGAGCACAGAAACAUGUUCCGCCUCCAAAACCACCACGAAAAACUCGAGGAAACAUAUCAUUUUUACAUCCCGAUGGGGGUGGCCCGAUAACUGAUUCAGAAAGUGUUCCAAAGAAUAUCCUUUCAUCUACAUCAAGAACACCGAUUACAGUAAUGCCAAAACAAGCAACAACAACAACCACGUCACCACCUAGAACAUUGACUUCAAUAAUGAAAUCUAAAGGAAAAACAAAUAUGUUAAACAAGUCAAUUUUACAUUCCGAUCCGGGCCUAUCGGGUUCACCAUCACCAAGCGUUAUAACUACUCCAAGAAAGGUGGCGUUUGCAGCUGAAAGUGUGACAAUACCAACGUCACCAACGUCACUAACUCCAACGAUAACCCCGCCAGGAACACCAACAAUAUUAACAGGAAAUACAAGCCGCACCAUAACACCAUUUCCAUCAACGAAUAGUUCAGCUAGCUAUGAUUCUGAAACCCUGAAGUUGCCAAUAUUUGUUGAUUAUCACUAUCCCCAUCUCUGGAAAGAAUCAGGCCCACCUCUAAGGCCCAAACCAAUAAGAUUAGCAUCUUCGAACUCAUUUAGACCACCAUCACCGUCAACAACAGAUACCUCUGCCGAACAUACAAUUAAAAAUUUAUCUUCCAAUUUCCAUAUUAGUGAUGGUUCAUGUUUCAAACCAGUACAAAAAUCAAUUAUAAAAAAAAUUUCAUAUGAACAACAACAUUCUGUUGUCCCCAUUGAUUUGGUCAGCUACAAACCAGAAAUAGAAUCAUCAAAAAUUAUUGGAGAUAUUCAAAAACCAUUACCAUCACCGACACUGCCAACCUUAUCAUCAACAGAUGUUACAACACCGAAUAUUACACAAGUCAUACAAGAAUUAGAAACAUUGAAUAAAUUGCAAAAUUUUCAAGAAAACAAGCUAAAUAAAUUGAUUAUAUAUUAA